CGGUGCACCGCGCCACGAACCCAGCCGGCCGUGCCGCCGUCUCCGCGUCCCGCCAGUCGAGUUCCUGCGCCUCCAGUGUCAGCACCUCGAACCUGCGCCGCUCCGUGCCGCUCCGCUCUCCGCAGCCGCGACGUACGCUCUCGUCUCCGAGUUCCGUCUCCAUAGCGACCGCGCCUUCACAACAAGUUGCCAGUCAGUGACAGGCGCCGCCGUCUCGUGACGCGACGUGCCCAGUGACGAAGUGACAAAGUGACUUGCACCGACUCCGUGUGCAGUUGCUGCAGUGCCCAGUGCCCAGUGCCAGUGACAAAGUGACUUGCACCGACUCCGUGUGCAUUUGCUGCAGUGCCCAGUGCCAGUGACGAAGUGACAAAGUGACUUGCACGAGCUCCGUGUGCAGUUGCUGCAGUGCCCAGUGCCAGUGACGAAGUGACUUGCACGAACUCCGUGUGCAGUUGCUGCAGUCCCCAGUGCCAGUGACGAAGUGACAAAGUGACUUGCACGAACUCCGUGUGCAGUUGCUGCAGUGCUCGCCUUGUGCGAGGUGUGUGGAAGUGACAGCGCGCGAGCUCUUCCAGUGCCGGCGUUGCCCGUUACCAUGGGCCUGGAUGUUGUUGGGUCGAUGUGCCGCGGCUGUGAGUGGUGUGAGUGAGAGUGCUUGACAGUGUGCAUAGGUCAGAACAGUCCCUGACGGAGUCUCUCUUCUGAAAGUGCCAUAAGUGAAGUCCGAGUCCUCUCUGUGACAAUGACCCGGUUCAUGUCACUGCUGCUGCUGGCGCUCGGCGCGCUGAGCUGCGCCGACGCCGGCCCCAUCGCCUUCAAGCACGGCGUGUACGACGGGCUGGUCGUCGGCAUUGACGAGGACCUGCCCGCUCUGCACUGCGCCGCCAUCCUGGCCAACCUUGAGGUCGCCAUCUCCACUGCCUCGGCCACGCUCCGCACCGCCCUGGACGGGCGUGCCACCAUCGGGCAGACCGUGGUGCUGAUACCCGACUCCUGGGGCGAAUCCUGCCUGCCGCCGCUGCCAGGCAUCGGCCCUGACGGCGAGGCCGCCAAGCCCACCGUCGUCUCGUCCAUGGGCGAGACCCCGGACAUCACGGUGAUGAAGCUGGACCCCGCCUUCGGGUCGAACCUCUUCACGCAGCAGUCCCGCGGCUGCGGCCAGCCGGGCGACCAGGUGUACCUGGGCUCUACCCUGCUGGAGGAGCCCUUCCCCGACCUAGGGAGGCGCCUGGCUCGCGAGUUCGCCAAGUACCGCUACGGCGUGUUCGACGAGAGCGGCAUCGAGGACGACCCCAUCUACCCCAUCUGCCACCGCCGCGAGCCGAACAACCGCCUGUCCUUGACGGGCUGCUCCGACCUGCCCCUCGAGGGCGAGCACACCGCGUGCGCCACCGGCACCAACCACGCCAACCUGUCCGAGCUGGUGCAGCCCUCCUCGCACUCCUCGCUCAUGUUCGCGCCCUCCGUGCCCCACGUGGACCACUUCUGCGACGAACACACCCACGACAGACUUGCACCCACCAAGCAGAACGCCUUCUGCGGCCGGCGCUCCGUCAUGGAGGUCAUCAACUUGCACGAUGACUUUCGGGGGAGCAACAGGGCCAACGCGUCAGUCCCCGUGCCUCCACCCUCCUUCGUCUACAAGCGGGCGACGCUGACGCGCUACAUGCUCGUCGUCGAGGACUCCAAGGACAUGUCCAUCCGCGACACCUGGACCUUCCUCCGAACGGCGGUUCGCAAGUGGGCCAACCUGGACCUGACCGUCAACACCGAAGUCGGCUUGUUGGUAGUCAACGAGUCUUCCUCAGCCUACACCGUCCCCUUGCAGGCCAUCAGCGGUCCAGAUGCCCGCAGUCUCAUCUCCUCCAACAUACCCUACACGGCCGCGGAGAGCCACGCCCCCGUCUGCUUGUCCUGCGCCGUGCGCAAAGCACGCGAACUGAUGAAAGAACGGGAGCGCCUCAGCGGCCCCGCCAGCUCCGUCAUCAUCCUAGUCGGGUGCGGCACCGACAACCCGGCUGACCUCAAGCUCGCCGCCAUGGAGGCUGCCGCCGACGGAGUGCGCGUCGCCACCAUCACCUACCCCGCCGUGAUCAGAAGCUCGCCCCUCGACAUUGCUGCCUCCGUCACCGACACCCUCGCCUUCAUCAUCGAGGAGAAGGGCUACAGCAUGGCCAUGUCCAUGCUCGGCGCCUACUUCCGCCUGACCACCGCCCUCUUCGACAUCACCACCCACUUCUACGUGGGCCACCUCAGCCUCCUGCCCAUCGAGGUGCACCGCCGCGCGCUCAACGACCUGUCCAAAGACCUGACGGGGUCCUUCGUCAUGGAGGAGGGCAUGGGCACUCCCUCACGGUUUGGCGUGUACGCCUACGACACGGAGAACCCGCUGCUCAGGAAUAUCUUCCUCGUCUCGCCCAGCCAUAAGAGCUACUCCUUGCGCACUGAGCAGCACAUCAACGUCAGGAUGCUCUCCCUCGCCACCGACAUCAACGAGACUGGCACCUGGCAGUACAAGAUCGAACGCUUCCGCGGCAACCCGCAGCCCCACUUCGUGCAGGUGGUGGCCAGCGCCCGGUCCCCGCUCAUCCCCGUGGUUCGCGCACGCUUCUACACCUCCAAGGGCAAGGGCCCGUUGGUGCUGUACGUCCAAGUGACGUACGGCCACUUCCCCGUGCUCGGCGCCUCCGUCGAGGUGACCAUCACGCGCCCCAACCUGCCCGGCCAGCCCGGCCAGCCCGGCCAGAUCGCCCAGCCCGCCCAGCUCAACCAGACCAACACCACGGUCAGCAGCGAGACGUUCCUGCUCCUGGACACUGGCGCCGGCGACCCCGACCUCAUGCGCGGCGAUGGCAUCUACUCGCGGUACUUCAGCACCCUCAUGAGCGGCGCCGGCACCUACACCUUCCACGUGACGGUCACGGACAACGGCCACACCGCCUACUCCUGGAAGGAGAACCGCCAGGGGCAGCACAGCCCGGUCGAGGGCUACGGUUCUUGCUGCGGCAGUGAACUCAAAACCCCCGCCCAACACAUCUUGCCGCCGUUCCAACGCAUCCUGCCGCCGCUCACCAUGGUCCUCGGGGACUCCGCCUCGAUGCUGGAGCACGACUCCCCGUUCACGUCGCCCGGCCGCGUGGGUAACCUGCGCGUCGAGGUGCUGGGCGGGGAACCCAGAGCGCGCCUCACCUGGACCAGCCCGGACUUCGGCGGGCUCGAAGCGGACCGCUACGAGAUCAAAUACUCCACCCAACUGCGUGAAUUGAUCGACGCCUUCGACACCCAGGCCCAGACUUGGGAGCAUGGUUUCCCGCCCACCGCGUCCCCCGGCAAGCUCAUCAGCUUCACCCUGGACGUGUCUCUGGAGCCCAGCCUGCUGGACACUCACUUCUACGUGGCGAUGCGCGCCUACCCCGAAGAGGACGUGGACCUGGGCCCCGGGCCCGUGUCCAACUGGGUGCGCGUCUUCGUCAAGUCCCCGCCGCCGGUCGUGACCACCCCGACGAGUGUGAGAGGCGGCAACGACGCCGGCGGCCACGACAUGCCGCCGUGGGACAUGGGCCCCGAAGGCGAGGACGGCCCCGACCAGCGCGUCACCGGCUACCUAGAGAUCGGCCUGGACAUCAUCAUCCCCGUCAUCGGCGGCGUCCUCCUGCUCGUCAUCUGCCUCGGAGUGUACUGCUACCUGUGCGUGGUGCGCCGCGAAACCCCCAGGGCCGUCAAGAUAAACCACAACAACGGAGCCCCUGGCGGCGGGCCCCCCAGGCCCCCAGCGACCUGCGCCGAAGCCGACAACAGCCCCUGCUUCGAGCAGAAGAGGCGCUUGGAUGUGGACGACGCGAUGGACAUGCACGCGCAGCCGGGGAACCACAGCGGUGGGCACCCCAGCCCCACGCACAGCAUGCCCGCCACGACGAAGCUCUCGUUGAUCCCGUUCAACACCGGCAACAUCGAGCAGAAGCCCGUCAGCCCCUUCGGCAUGUGGAGCGCGUCGGAGUUGCUGGGCGAGCACGACCGGCGCGUCAACCCCGACGACGACGAGCACGCGCUGCCCGCCUACCACAUCCAGUACCAGUACCAGCCGUACCACCACCAGCACACGCAGCUCCCGCAGCACGCCGUGGACGGCAGGCCGCCGCAGUACGACCAGCAGUACUACCAGGAGCCGCACUCACCGCCCGUGCCGCCGCUGCCGCACCUGCACUUCGAGGAGGACGCUAUGUACGGCGUGCGGCAGCAGUGCCACCCGCAGCCCCACCCGCAGCAAGGGUUCCUGCAAAACAACCGGGCCAUGGCCUUCAACCCCAGCCUGCAGGGCUCGCUCAGCUCCGUCAACAGCGACCGCAAGAAAAGGAACGUCACGAUGGUCUGAGAUUUGCUUCGCGGGUUUGAACCCGCGCGCUGCUCUUGUAUCGUGGUUGUGAUCCUGGAGCCGCAUCUCAGGUUUGGACCUGGGCGCUCGCAGCAGGAUCGUGAUCUGGCCAUGGCCGAAGCAGAGGUCCGGCACCUGGCCACGUCCCUAGCCGAGGACUUCGACCGGCUGAAGGCCGUGGAAGAGGACGCGGCUGAGGCCAGGGAACGGGAAAAGGCCCGCGCCCAGGAGGAGGCGCGUGCCCAAGAGGAGGCCCGCGCCCAGGAGGAGGCCCGCGUCCAGGAGGAGGCAAGGGCUAAGAAGGAGGCGCACAAAAGGGCCAAUGCCGAUUCCCAGUUGAGGGCCAACCUCAAGGCGCAGGCCCUAGCAGACGUCGUUAACGCCGUGCGCCUUUACCGGUACAAGUGUGAGUGCGACAGUGCGACGCGAAGCUCAACUUUUGGACACUUGCGAAAGCAACAGUGCCUGCCAAGGGCCUGGGAGAUGAUCCACGUGUGAUUGUUAAGGCAAGUCUCUGAGAUUCUUCCGCCGCGACCCCAAGCUGUUGCCCAGUGUGUGAAACGUCAUUCCUCUAGUCUUUUCUUCUCGCGCCUAUUUCUCUCUUGUAAAGUGUGUUUCUCCAAAGGUACUGUGCAGCAGAGUGGGGCGGCUUUGGCCUGCCUGAAGAGAUAUUUAACUAGUAUUAACGCCUUAAUUCCAAAUGGAUGUCACGAUGUCACUUCCAGUCAAGUUAAGGGACCAUUUUUGGGUCUCGAUGACUCAAAUUGACGUCUCUUGGAUGGAAAGUGACUUCUGGUUUCACUUGGGAAUAGUCAAUGUUUUUAAAUUAUAAUAAUUAUCUGUGUAUAGUGUAUUCUGUCUAUUUUCGUAAGUUUAUCUAUAGUCCUCAAUUGUUUUUGUUUCUGUUGAAAUUUUUCUCUAUAUUUGUUUGUAUGUUCGAAUUUAAACUCGGUGUCUAGUUGAGUCUAUCUGUGCUUCGCUGUGUCUGUGUCCAUUUGUGUCUAGCCUUGUCUAUCUGUGUUUAUGUCUUUGCAGUUCAACUUUCUAGGAUAAAUCGGUAUUUCCUAUGUAUCAAAUUAUCAACCCAGUAACAAGAACAUCAAUGCUAGGGCAAUGGGUUAUUUCCUUGACAUUUUCCCCAUGGGUUGCCUAAAAGGCAUCUCUUGGGAAAGCACAGUGAACGUUGUGUUUAGUGUACUUGUGUCAUUGCACUUUUUCUAUACUACAAAUCAUUGUCUACAUUAUAUUAUGAUGCCAACCCCUAUUGUGUCCCUGUUAUAGUGUGUCCUUGCAUUGUGCUCUUGUAUUUUAAAAAUUACCCAAUGAAGUGUGUCAUUUUAUGCUCUGCAUGGGCGUACAGGACAUGAGCCCCGCCCCGUUUGACCCCCGAUCGGUCUGAGCCCGACCAGAGCCCCAACCCCAGCCCGACCUGAGCCCCGACUCGGCAGCGACUCGACCCCCAAUAUCCUGAGCCCGGAGCCCUGUCCUGAGCCCGCAUUCAGCGUCGACGUGAGCCCCAUUUGAGUCCCGCAUUGAGCCGCGGGGCUCAAAUGAAGCUCGGGUCGGGGCUGAACCGGAAUCAUGCCGGGGCUCCAGACAUUGGGGCUUGGAUCAAGGCCAAAAUCUGCGCUCAACUCGGACAUAGGUUGGGGCUCGGAACAUCGGGGCUCAAACGGCGCUCCUGUAUGCCUUUGCCUGAAGCAUGCGUUCUAGUCAUUAGCACAUGCAUGUGCGCCUAAGAAUUUCAAUUGUUUUGCAGCAUGUCCGCCUUUCUCUCCCAUUCUUAUUUGAAAGAAAAGAAUCUGUCUUUGUUCAGUUAAUGCAGUGAUAAUCCAUAGUACACAGAAAAAUCUGUGACACCACCAGAAAUGCUGCAUGUAAAUUGACAACUUGGCGGGAGGGAAGACUGACUGAACUCACUACUUUAAGUGUGUAGUGGAAAUCAAUUGCAUAUUGUAAAUAUUUUUUUUGUUUGUAAAUAUAAAAUUAUACAUUGCCAUGCUAGAAUGUUAUAUAGUUAAAAUGUUAUGAAUAAAAUUGAAUGUUAUGCAUGUAUGAAGUGGAUCUGUGUAUGAUAACAUAGUAGAAUUAUAAAUAAAUUUGAAGUGAUCUCACAAGAAA
Molecule: messenger RNA, 6496 nt
Organism: Thrips palmi
Lineage: Eukaryota; Metazoa; Arthropoda; Insecta; Thysanoptera; Thripidae
Product: calcium-activated chloride channel regulator 2-like
Exons: 6
Coding region: 746-4375 (1209 amino acids)
Molecular function (GO): protein binding
Source: RefSeq, a predicted model, not a curated record